AACCCCAUAACCUCUUUGUGGUUCUCGAAGGAAACGUCAUCAUUGUGCGUCCUUUAAUGAGACUGCACUAGCUUCAUUCCGUCAUGUUUACCGUCUAAUUCGGCGUCCUGGGGCUUCUUCGUCGUCCUACGUGAGCCGUUGAGUCGCCGUUUUUAGGCGCUCGGGCGCUUUGGUUACAUCUUUCAGCUUCAACUCUUUCAUUUAAGUAGCUUACAAACAUGGAGUCCGGCGAGGCCAGCGAGGAGAGAGCGGGCUCCGUGUCAGCGGCUCAGCGGAGAGCGGAGAUCCGGAGGAGAAAACUGCUCAUGAAUUCAGAGGACCGGAUGCACAGAAUCGUCGGAUUUUCCAAAAAUGACUCUGAUAAUAACGCAGGAGCCCCCCGCCGUCCGACAGAGCCCCGCUUUCACCUGGAUCUGGACCGGACAGAGCCGUGGUCCUCGUCCUCGACUUCGCAGAGGUCGUCCCCCUUCCUGCCGGAGGUGUCUGGACGCGGCAGCCUGUCCCUGUCCGCCACCCCGGAACGACGGGGGUCGCCCCUGCUGGACAGCAGCGAGCCAGCCGGGGCGUCCCUGGACGACGACGUCGGAGGCCUGAGGCAGAGAGCCAAGGGGGAGCGGGCGGCGUCGGUGGACCUAAGCGGCUCGCCGCGGCGGGGCCUCCACAAGUACCUGUCCCGUUUCGACGACGCCAUGAAACUCCGCAGCCAGCUGGCCAGCGAGAAGCCGGCUCAGGACGGAGGGCCGGACACUGAGGAGUUUGAUCCGUUCAGGCUCUUCAGGCUGGUGGGCAGCGUUCUGCUGGCCGUGUUCGUCAGGGUCUUCGUCUGCAAGUACCUGGUGAGUCUUACUCCUGCGCGAUCAAUAUUUGCUCCAUUUCUGACUCUUGAACUGGCCUACAUGGGAUUGUCUAAAUACUUUCCAAAGGUUGAGAAGAAGACCAAGACCACCGUGCUGACCGCUGCCCUGCUGCUGUCCGGCAUCCCCGCCGAGGUCAUCAACCGCUCCAUGGAAACCUACAGGAGGAUGGGGGACGUUUUCUCCGAUCUCUGCGUCUACUUUUUCACCUUCAUCCUGUCUCACGAGAUUUUGUUGCUCUUCGGCUCGGAGGCUCCUGACGGACAGGGGGCCCCUCAGUAAUCCCGCACCGCCUCUACUCACCGUUCCCUCCCUUCCGCUCCCCAGCACCCUCUGGAGCUCCUUUUGUUAUCAGCAGCAGUGGAAGUGAAUCGCCUGCUGCCCCGCGAUAAGGGCCGCCUUCGUAAUUUCUCUAAAACUCUUGAGCUGAUCUAGGAGUUUGAUACAGGGCCCACGGGUUGCUAUUUACAGUUUGUGUUCAAGGGGUGUGUGAGAAAUGUGCAAUGACAUGCGCUGACGUUUAUUUGGAAGGGCACGAGCAGGCACAAGAGUAUGCAAGACAAAUUUCGUCACUGAUCUACAAGCACGCCGUUCCGGUCAAAAUUCAAUGGAUGUCGGAAAAAGACACCCACUGGGGUCUUUUCAAAGGUUUGUGAAAUGAUGGAUCUUCUUUUGUGACGAACGUGAAAAAAAUGUUUGGGAAAGAAAGCUCACAAAGACGGAUUUCACACACCAAGCGAGGCUCUCCGUGGCUGAGUUGUUUGUUAAAACGCGAAUCUCAUUUGUGAUCAGUGUGAUAAAGUUGUGUACCUCCUGCUUAAAUUCAGUGUCCUUUUUAUCAUAAGCCGGAGCAGUUUGGCAUGUUUCUGAAAAACCUUUGUGCGGAACUGACCUUGUAAUGAUGGGGAAAACGUGAUCUAUUCGAGGUUAUUUGUAUGACGCAAUAACCCACAUUCUCCUCUGAUGUUUACUGGAUGUGUCACUCACAUUUGAGACCCCCCUGCGACAUAAUCGGCUCCAGACCAUGAUACCCGCAAGCUUGGAUCCUCCUCAGAGAUGAAAGGGGACGCAGAAGAAAUUUGGAGGCAGCUUCUCUACCCCACCGUCAUGGUUUUGUCAGGUUAUUUGAGGGUGGCGGCUUUUCCUCCACUAAAUAGUGCGUUCUCAGGAUAAAAUUCCUUUCAAAAGGAGAGCCACAGGAAAGUCCAUGUUCUGAUUUUUUUUCCUGAGACCGAGCUCUACUUGAAGGACCUUGAAGUUAGUUUACACCUUAAGGUUCUAGUCUUUAGUGUCUGUUUUUCCGGUAGUUUUUUGGUGAUUAUGUUUUGGAACUUAAGGACAGUGAUGACGAGUGGGGGUAAAGGUUGUCACUUAAGUUAUUAGAAAAAGGAUAAAGAAAAUAAAGUCCCUAUGUUUAAAUGGAAGUGAACUGCCAUCACUAACAAAUGGAAGAGGGUUGUGAAUGUACUUGAGCCUCUUAAUAUUUCUGGUUUUGCGCUACAUUUCUACAGUUUCUUCUGAUGUCCUAAAACUUCGUCUUGAGCAGUCAACAGAAAUUAAAACAAGAAUAAAAGCUAACUAAACUCAUCACCAAAAUAUCUGUUCUUCCAGGUUGGGAAGGGAAGGUAUUUUUCCUUCCAUUGAUGAUGCUUUGAAGACAGAUUGAUUCUGAUGUUCUACACUUCACAACUCUAGAUCCCUAAUCCGGAGCAGAAACCUUUGUGUUUUGUUGGGAAAGAGGUCCUAAGGACUAGUGCGUCGCAAAGAGGAACCCUGAUGGAGGUCGAAAAAUGUCAUGCUCAGGUUCCUGAAUGAUUUAAUGUAUUCUGUUGCUGUAAAAAAUAUAUAUAUCAGACACCUGCUUCUGUGGAGUAAUUCAGAGGACCUCUGAAUAUCACUACCUGCUCCCCUAUCGUGGGAACAGGCCAGCAGACAGAUGCUGCUUUAACUCAUUAACCAUCUGGAAUUCUUUCUGAUGUUUAGGCUACUAAUGUGUAGAGUUUAUGUAUAUGGUGUUUAUGUCUUACAGAAAAAUGGUAGAGAAGGCCUGAUGGAAUGGGUGUAAACAGACUGAGGACAAAGCUUAUGUCUUGACUGAAAGUCUCUUAGAUUGCUGUAUGUUGGUGAUUUAAAAAGAACAGUGUUCUCUUUAGAAAGUUAUCUCUUCAUUCUUCAGCAGAACCUGAAGCAGCGGCUGCCAGGUGUGUUUUAGCAACUUGAAUUUAAUGGAUGUGAAUUUACUGUAUCUGUGACUGCUUUAGCUUGUAUUCACUGCUGUGCUCUGAGGUCCAGGGUGCAGCUGCUUCAUGAACAAGUUUACCUUUGUUAUGUCUGAUUAAGCAUUUAAUCCUGCAAUUAAAGGUAUUAUUCUGAACUUCAGCACAUUGGGAAUGUUUCUGGUUUGUACCGGAAAGAAACGUUUGUGUGUCUCAUUGAGAGUUUGUUGCUUCUUUUUUGUUGAGUAACUAUGGUGAUGUGUGUUUUGCUUUGCUUUGUCCAAACUCAUGCAAUUAAACUUUCCUUACAAAAUACUCUAUUCUUCCCUAUUUACUAUUUAAUCUAAUUGCAUUUUGGUAAUGCACAUUUUUAUUUCUGUGUAAAUAGACUGGGAUCUAUCCAUCAAGUGUACUUGAUUUGUCUUUUUCCCUCCUCAUUUCAUGAACUCAUUUAAAAUAAACAUGUCUCAUGUGAUCAACUUUCAUUUUCUGGUAUUUGACUAAUUUCUUAGUCUAUUUAGAAAAUAUACAAUGGGAAACUCAGCUACUAUUUUAAGGUCAUACUUUAACACAAAACAUUAACUGACAUUUUAUUAAUUUAUUUUACUGAAUGCUUUUUAGGACAGGUAGGCUACCAAAAUAUUUUUAUGUAUGAUCACAUAUAUGUUCUAUAUAUGAUCUCAGAAGGGGAUUCUAUUAUAUGAGUUAUUAUAUGGAAUAAAUAUGUAUGUGUGUGUGCAUACUUCAAA
This is a messenger RNA of Menidia menidia (Atlantic silverside), 3819 nucleotides long. The record is from the annotation of a GenBank genome assembly. Lineage: Eukaryota; Metazoa; Chordata; Actinopteri; Atheriniformes; Atherinopsidae.